Manis javanica (Malayan pangolin) is the source of this 2737-nucleotide messenger RNA. The record is from RefSeq and is a predicted model, not a curated record. NCBI's taxonomy places the organism in Eukaryota, Metazoa, Chordata, Mammalia, Pholidota, Manidae.
GCCCUGCUGGAGCACUAUGACCAUGUGCCAGAUGACCCCGAGUUCACGCAAUUGUCCCAUGCUGUUCUGCUGGAGCUCGUCAUCGACAGACACGUCCCUACCUCACCGUGCUGCUGAGCACUGUGACCAGCACAGUUGUUCCCCUUCACAGAGGGCACCUUGGCCAAGACAGGGGCAGGGCCUAGAGGCAGCUGGCACCUCCUCCCCCAGGCCCUCUCUGCCCAAGGCCGCAGUGGAUUGGGGAUGACCCUCCUGCAUCUGCAACAAGAUAAGAAGCAGCUCACACUGCAGGAGAAGCCCUGACUAGACUCAGGGUACCGCAGGGCGCCCCUGCCCUGCAUGCUCACCCGGAGGCCCUGAGCAGCCUUCUUCCCGCUCGGAGUCCCAGCUCCGUCCUCCGUAAGGCAGAGGCUCUGAGCCACGGGAGGUGAGGCAGCCGCUCACCCGGCACUUGGCAAGCACUCAGGAUACAACCGAGGCAAAGCCCGGCCCCAAGGCACCCCAGUCCAGCGGGGAACAGCCAGGCAGAAAUUCUGCCUCUUGGAAGAUAUGGAAGAGGCCCGCGAGCUCAGCCCUCCAGGAGGGCUACCUGGAGAAAGCGGCUCCUGGGUUUGAAACUGGCCCCGCAGAACAUAUUCUAAGCUACUCUAAGUCCCUGAUGCUGGGGCCAGUUUCCCAGAGCCAGAGGCCGCUGGGUAUGUGGUAGGGCACAUCGGCCCCCGGCUCCACCCUAGCUGGCCCCGCCGUCUCUGCCUGCAGGCUCCUGCUACUGCUUCAGAGCUGCGCGAGCUACUUGGAGAACCUUGGUUCAGAGCAGACUGUGCCCCCCACCCACACUGUGGGGCCCUGCAUGUCUGUGGGGCUCACGGUGCGGUGCUUCUGGAAUAGCCUGCUGAGCCUGGACCUGCUCCACCGGCAGGCGGACCCCCAGAAAAAGGCAAACCAAGGGGAGACCCCCACCUCCGAGCCCACAGCCAAGGGCAAGCCAGCCAGGAGCCUUAAAUUUGUGACUGCCAAGUUCAUCAAGCCCUCCUCCCCAAUGCCAGACUUGCCCCAGACUUGCCAAGAGCUGGACAGCCUCCCCAUCAGAGACUCCCUGCAGUGUCCAGUGAGGGCCACCGAGCACACCAAGAGCGUCUAUUCCCAAACUGUGGAGACAGCCCUGGUGCCCUGCGAUGCAUGCACCAGCGUCCAGGGCAGCCUGCGAGAGGUGGGCAAGAUGGUCAUCCACCUGUGUCAGAGCCAGAACUUGCCCUCGUCCCUAGGCCAGUUCCAGCCUCUGGUGCAGGACAGCAUGGGGUUCAGGCCACUUCCAGCUGCCACCGUAGGCCACUGGGCAGCAGAGCAGAGCAAAGACCUGACUCGCCUCAGUGAGCACGUGGGGGCCCUCACUCAGCUCAUCGGGCCCCUCAGGGCCCAGCUGGAGGAGGCUGAGGGACGGAAGGAUGGACUGAAGAAGCAGGUGGGCGAGCUGGAGCAGGCUUUGCAGCAGGAGCAGGGGCAGCGGCGGCAGCAAGCAGACGAGGCCGCACAGCGCCUGGCCAGGUGGGAGCGUGAGAAGCAGCAACUGCUCGCAGAAACAAGUGACCUCAAGACCAAGGUGGCCACCCUCGAGGGGGAGCUGAAGCAGCAACAGGAGUCCACGCAAGCCAUGGAGGCGAAGGCCCAGCAGCUGCGAGAGGAGGCCGAGCACAGGAUGGUGGCCGAGGCACAGGUGCGGCAGCUGGAGGAGCAGGUUCAGCUGCUGGUGGGGCGGCUGGACGGGGCGAGCCAGCAGAUCUGCUGGGCCAGCACAGAGCUGGACAAGGAGAAGGCUCGCGUUGACAGCAUGGCCCGCCACCAGGAGUCCCUGCAGGCCAAACACCGAGCCCUGCUGCAGCAGCUGGGCAGCCUGGACCAGGAGCGCGAGGAGCUGCGGGGCAGCCUGGAUGAGGCCGAGGCUCGGCGGGCCCACGUGGAGGAGCAGCUGCAGAGAGCGCAGCAGCAGAGGGAGCAGGGGCAGUGCCAGCUCCUGGCCCAGCAGGAGGUGCUGCAGAGCCUGCAGCAGGAGAAGCAGGGCCUGGAGCAAGCAACGACAGACCUGCGGCUGACCAUCGCAGAGCUGGAGCAGGAGCUUGUGGAGCGGAGCGAGCGGGAACGGCUGCUGGUGGCCUUUCCAGACCUGCACAAGCCCGUCGAGGCCCAGAUCCAAAGCUCCGGCAGCGUCACAGAUGACAUGGAGAGGCAGGUACAGGCCAACGACAUCCGCAUUCGGGUCCUACAGGAGGAGAAUGGAAGGCUCCAGUCGAUGCUGUCCAAAAUCCGGGAGGUAGCCCAGCAGGGGGGCCUUAAGCUGAUCCCACAGAACCAGCUCUGGGCACCCCCCAGCAAGGGAAUCCAGGGGGCAGUGUCCCCAGCUCAGGCCCAGAGAGCAUCUCCAGGGCGGCAUGUGCCUGGCAGCAGGACAGCCAGUGUGGGCAAGACUGUGCCGUGCCAGCCCCGGGCGUCCCCACCUCAGCAGUCUCGCAGUCCACCCAGCAAGUCCACCCUGGAGGAUGUGACCCACCCGACCACUUGCGCCCAGAACCCGAUCCGGGCCUUGACCAGGCUGAGAAGGAGACUGUCACCAGGCCAGGGCCUGGCUGGCCUUGCACACCAGCCCCAGGAGCGGCCCACAUAGCCUGCAGUGAGGUGGGGUGGAGGGCAGGUACUGGCAACCCACCCAGUGUAAUAAAGUCCAGCCAUCCGCCCACAGUGA